CAUUGGCUGUCCAGUAGCGAGGAGGAAGGCUACUCGGAGCGGCCCGACACGGCAGCUUUAGCGGUGCUGUACCCACCUGGCUUUGUGGUUAAGGCCGAGUCUCCGCCGCUGGGCCGGGGAAGAUGGUGCUGGGUGGUUGCCCGGUGAGUUACUUGCUUCUGUGUGGACAGGCGGCCUUGUUGCUGGGAAAUCUUCUUCUGCUGCAUUGCGUCUCUCGGAGCCACUCAUACAACGCUACUGCUGACCUGGAGCUCACGUCCCCGGGCGCCGCCCACCCUGAGGUCCUGGCCGGUGCUCCGAACUGGGACUACGGCGACCCCCUCUCUCCAGUCAUCCUUUGCUCCUACCUACCUGACGAAUUUAUAGUCUGUGAUGACCCAGUGGAUCAUGUUGGAAAUUCAACUGCAUCCCAGGAACUUGGUUACGGUUGCCUCAAGUUUGGUGGCCAGGCCUACAGUGAUGUGGAACACACUGCUGUUCAGUGUCAAGCCCUAGAUGGAAUUGAGUGUGCCAGUCACAGGACCUUCCUACGAGAGAACAGACCUUGUAUAAAGUAUACUGGACACUAUUUCAUAACCACUUUACUGUACUCCUUCUUCCUGGGAUGUUUUGGAGUGGAUCGUUUCUGUUUGGGACACACUGGCACUGCAGUUGGGAAGCUGUUAACACUCGGAGGACUUGGGAUUUGGUGGUUUGUUGACCUGAUUUUGCUUAUCACUGGAGGGCUAAUGCCAAGUGACGGCAGCAACUGGUGCACCAUUUACUAAAAAGAGCUUCUGUUACAACCCAGACAGAGACAAGUGAGUGUUCUGUCUUCCGAACUUAUCUCUAUGGGCUCAGACUUCUUCGAUAUCAGACCUGAACAUAUCUCUCUUUGGAGGGAAUGGGUUUGUAAGAAGAAUUCUUUGGACUAUGGAUUUUCAAUCCAAAUCUUACCUUGUGAACUAGAAAUGACAAGCAAAUGGUUUUGUGGGGAUCAAAUUUGUACACCUUUCCUCAUGUACAAAAUGUAAAGGCUAAUGACUAACUUAAUAAACUGCAGAUUAGGUUUCCACCUUCUUUAUUUCUGUACUUUGCUGGUCUUCAGUCCUUUGGAGGAGAGAACCCAACAAGAUAGGCAAAGUAAGUAUUGUUAUCCAUAUGCCUUUUGUGAUGCUGUCUUCAUGCAGAGACAAUUCAAACCUGAGCCAAUGAAAAUUUUAGCAGAAGUAGACAUGGCCAUGGAUUUUAAAACAUACUGAAAUUCUGACUUUUUAAAUUUAAAUUGUAGAAUAAAUUUUGCCAACGUGGAA
Molecule: messenger RNA, 1292 nt
Organism: Heterocephalus glaber (naked mole-rat)
Lineage: Eukaryota; Metazoa; Chordata; Mammalia; Rodentia; Bathyergidae
Gene: Tm2d2
Product: TM2 domain containing 2
Source: RefSeq, a predicted model, not a curated record